CGCCGGGCGGGGGGCGUGGGAAGAGCGGCGGUGCCCGCGAGUAACCCCGGCGCGCGCAGCGCCCCGCGCGACCUCUUCCCCCGGCACCGGCGGUGACGCGGCGGCCGCGCGCGCCCCGCGCCCCCUCCCGUCCCCUCCCCUCCGCGCGCGCGCUGCAAAGAUGGCGGCCCUGAGCAAGUCCAUCCCCCACAACUGCUACGAGAUCGGGCAUACCUGGCACCCGCAGUGCUCCUGGGCUGUGCUGCACGUCACCCAGAGCGCCCUGGCAGAGUCCCUCCGCAUCUACGGCACCCUCUACCUGAUUGCAGCCAUUCUCAGGAAACGAAAACUUGACUAUUAUUUGUACAAACUCCUACCUGAGAUCUUGCAGUCGACUUCCUUUCUGACAGCAAAUGGGACCUUGUAUAUUGCUUGCUUUUGCAUUUUAAGGAAGAUACUUGGAAAAUUCUACUUUUGGUCUCCUGGCUUUGGUGCAGCUUUACCUGCUUCUUACAUGGCUAUUCUCAUUGAAAGGAAAAGCAGGAGAGGUCUUCUCACAAUCUACAUGGCUAAUCAAGCCACAGAAACAUUGUUCCGAAUGGCGGUAGCAAGAGGAGCUAUCACACCUUUAAGACAUGGAGAAGUCCUUUUGUUCUGCAUCACAGCUGCUCUGUUCAUGUUCUUCUUCAGGUGCAAAGAUGGCUUGAAAGGAUUUACAUACUCUGCGCUGAAGUUCAUUGUAGGGAAAGAAGAAAUUCCCACCCAUUCUUUUUCACCUGAAGCAGCAUUUUCAAGAACAGAUAGGAAAAUCAAGCAUAGUGAAAAAGUAUCACAGCCAAUGAGCAUACUGGCACUAACAAAAAAGCUCAUGGACAAAGUGUGCAAACAUGGCCCAAGGCAUAGAUGCUGUAAACACUAUGGAGAUAAUUGCAUCUCAUACUGCAUUAAAGGCUUCAUUAGGAUGUUUAGCAUUGGUUACCUGAUCCAGUGUUGCCUUCGGAUUCCUUCCACCUUCCGGCAUCUGCUUACACAACCAUCACGGCUACUUUCACUCUUCUACAACAAGGAAAAUUUCCAGCUUGGAGCUUUUCUGGGAUCUUUUGUCAGUAUAUACAAAGGUACAAGUUGCUUCCUGCGCUGGGUCCGAAACCUAGAUGAUGAGCUUCAUGCACUUGUAGCUGGGUGUCUAGCAGGAAUUUCUAUGAUGUUUUACAAAAGUACAACUAUCUCUAUGUAUCUGGUGUCUAAAUUAGUAGAGACUAUGUACUUCAAAGGCAUUGAAGCAGGGAAGGUUCCCUAUUUUCCUCAUGCAGACAGCAUCAUCUAUGCCAUUUCUACAUCAAUAUGCUUUCAGGCAGCUGUCAUGGAAGUUCAGAACCUGAGACCUUCAUACUGGAAGUUUCUUUUACGACUAACGAAGGGCAGGUUUGCUCUCAUGAACAGGAAAGUUUUAGAUGUGUUUGGUACCGAAGCAUCUAAGAACUUCAAGGAUUUCACGCCUAAGCUUGACCCAAGAUACACAGUUGUGCCACCAGAGCUACCACUGGAGCUGUCUUGAACACGACAGUGUGGCUCGUCAUUGAAUGUGAUCAGCAUUUUGUUCUCAAAAGUUAAUUAACUUGACAGUCGUAUAUAUGGAGGAGGGCUAGGGCUCCACUUCAGUAUUACUUCAAUGAGAAAUGCUUUUUACCAAUCAGAAAUACUGGAGCUUUGCAGGGAGGUGUGGCUUCGCAAUUAAGCCCCUUCCAUGAGCAGAAAACAUUUCUGGAUUACUAUAGUUGGUUGACAGUAUGGUAGAAUCCUGAAUGAAUUAAACAGAUGAGUAAUAUAUUUAGAGAUGAGAAGUAAAACAUAAAUGUGCUUCAUAAUUUCAAAAAUUCCAUAGUUCAUACCAGUAGAGUAUUUCUUGGUAAAACCAAAAUUAAUUCUUAAUUUAGAAAGGAAGACAAUUGCCUGAUCUUAAAAAUACUGCAAUCUGGUGAAAAUGCCUCCCUGGUUUUCUACAUUGCAGCACUGAUUUGUCUCAAGAGCCACCACCCCCUCAUUAGUUAAAAUUAGAGUAUUUUUACACAGCUGUGGUUGCAAAAUAAGGCAUUCCUUAGGAAAAGAAAAUGCAUAUUGAUUCAGAAAUCACAUUCCAGGGCUGUAAAUUCCGCUGAUGACACAGAUAACAGACAAGGAAAACAAGGAGGCAGUACUGGUGGCUGCUGUGCGCCGAGGAGCGGCGGGUGUGGUGGUCAGCAUCUGCCAAGUGGAAAAGGACACAACUGGCAGAGGAAGGAAUGAAACAUUCCAGCCUCUGAGAUGAUGCUGGGAACAGCAGACAGUUACAAAAAUAAAAAAGCCAAGAACAAAACAAAACAAAGCAAAACACACACCCACCUCCCCCUUCCCCAGCUAAAAUAUACUGAAACAAAAUGUUUAUUUUUUAAAGGGUUUGACAUUGUCACCUUAGAUGGCGUCAGGUUGUUUGUCAGGCUGCAGCACCAGUCAGUGUUUCAAGCAUUUCUUUGGAAGAGAACUGACCCCUGAGGUUAGGCUGUUACUGAGAACAGUUCUGACAAUCAUAUUAAUAGUCUUUUUUCCUUGUAGUUGGUGAAGAGUGGUUUUCCAUCGGGCCACCAGACCCACAACUGGCACAGUUACAUUAAAUUUGAUAUGGUACUCAAUGCAAAUAACUACCUACACAAAGUCCAUCUCCUUUUUAGUGUACAUAUUUCUGCAGAUUUGUGUUCUAAAGUGAGACCUUGACAUGCUAAUUCCUUUUUUUUUUUUUUUGCUUUUUUGGGCUUUUUAAAAUUGUAACCCAUUCAGGUGAUGCUGAAUGGUGUUCAUUACCCUAGAAGUUAAUGAAAAGAUGAACUAUAUUCACAUUCAACUGAAAAAACUGAAAAGAGGCGAGAUAAGCCAGGGAAAUUGCAGUAGGUUGCAUGUAUUUUAAAAACAAAAAGAAAAAAAGAAGAAAUCAGCGUUUUAUUGGAAGACUUUAUCAGAUAAUAUGAACUGGACUAAUUAGUAGACUCUUUGUCUUGUAACACUUUAAUCCUACCCCAGCCAUAAGCAUAUUUUAAUUCCAAAUAGUUGAGUUUCUUAAUCUGAAUAUACAGUAAUUUUUAUCAGAUAUGGUCAUGAAAAUUUUACCAAUUUGUGCACAAAAUCUGCUUUUUCAUCAGCUACACUAACAGUGAUGUUUUGUCACUGUUACUAAAGGUGCUUCAUCCUUUUAAACAGUGGUUGUCCAAUUUAGUGUGAAUAAAGUUCUGCAAGCUAGUUUGUAUGCAAUAUUUUGUUGCUUUGAAUUACAUUAGAAUUCCUCAAAAGGAAAUAAAAGUUAAUUGAACAAGAACUUUAAAAGGAUUGUAAGAGAUUUGUAGUGUUUUUCCACUGGAAUAUGGUCUAAAGUAUUUGACCUUGUAAAGUCUGAGAAGUUAUAUAUUUUAGGUGGUGUAUUAGAACUCACACACUAUAUUAUGAAUACUUUCUAGUGUAACUAUAUACUGUUCUCAAACGUAAAGAUAUUUUAUAGAUGGAUUAAGUUUCUCCACUGGAAUGACAAUUGUGAUUGUUUCUCUAUUUGAGGGGGUUUUUUUUGAAAAAAAAAAAAAAAUCCAAGAACUACAUCUCAGCAGCUAAAUAACAGUUUUGUCUAUGUUUCUUGCUUCCAGAAUUCACAGUUCUUGUUUCAAGUUAUUUUCAUGUAAUAUAAAGAGAAAUUAAAAAUUUUUAAAUUAUUUUUAUUCAAAUUGAAUAUAUGUAAGAGAAAAAAAAAUAAAGUCCUAAUGUUCUUCCCAAUAAUAAACAGUUGCUGCUUAAAAAGUGA
Molecule: messenger RNA, 3799 nt
Organism: Prinia subflava (tawny-flanked prinia)
Lineage: Eukaryota; Metazoa; Chordata; Aves; Passeriformes; Cisticolidae
Gene: TMEM135
Product: transmembrane protein 135
Exons: 15
Coding region: 161-1537 (458 amino acids)
Source: RefSeq, a predicted model, not a curated record